GGUGAAUUGCGGCCGUUGGUGAGAUGAUGCAGCGUCCUCUGCCUCCGCCGCCCCCCCGUUCGGCCAUCCACCAGCACCCGCCGGCGCCCUUGCAAAUCGAUACCCGCACGCCGCCACAGCCGGUGGGCGGGGUGGCCACAUGGCAGGGCACCAGGGACAGGCAACGAUUUGCCUCCAUGCCCGCAUCCUCUCCGCCACCCUUCCCGCCGCCCGGCCACAAUGUAUCCGGCGACCAGUCUCAGCCACACCCGCAGCAGAACUAUCAUCUCCACGGUGUGUCUGCCAGUGGUGGGUCGUCUCGAGAGAGGAGGCGCGAUCGAGAUAGAGAUAGAGAGAGGGAGAGGGAGAGGAGGGCCGAUGAGGUCAUGGAGAUGGCCAACCAGCACUCCCACAUCAAGAGUGAGGGGAGCUGCCUGAGCACUAACUGGACCACAAACGGCUUGUCAUCUCAUCUUCCUGUGGCUGUGUGUGUGUGUGUGUGCAGAUGCCCCUGCCCAUUUCCCGGUGCCCUCUCCUCCGUCGAGCACGCCGUCAUCGGGCAACCGCGAUAGGGACCUCGACCGGCGCACCACGGCCGUCCUCAGCGGCGUGUACCACCACCCGCUGCCCCUCCCUCUCGACCGCAAUAUCAGCGAUCCAUAUGACGCCGCAGCAGCGGAGAUGGCCCACUCCUCCUCCGCUCCCUAUGCCCAUUCUUACCAGCAGCAGCAGCAGCAGCACAUGCAGAUGCAGCAUCAUCCAUUCCCCCAUCCGCCCCCUCCGCCCCACCCUCCACCCACAUUGCCAUCACAGCAGCAGCAGCACCAGCCGAUCCCCCACCACCAUCCUCACACCCGCAACGUGGCGGCCGAGCAUGUCGUGAUGCCUUAUCCUGUGGACGAGGAGGCACAAGACAUCGAUACACCAUCAGCAGCCGCGGCAGGGAGGGCGAGGGCCCGCUGCCGCAUCGCCAACAAGGCCAUGAAGGCCUCGCCCUCACCCGAGAGAAGGCAGCAGCAAGACGCCUCCACGUCCACGCCAUCCCACCACCAGCAUCAGCAUCAGCAGCAGCAGCCCCCAGACCCCCCCCAGUCGCUGCAGGAGGGCCGCAUGAGCCGCAAGAAGAUCCAGAACCAGCCCAUUCGAAGGCGUCCAUCGCCUGUGGACACAUCGGCAGCGGCUGCACGACCACACAUGCCCCCUUAUCCCCACGCGGCCGGGGGUUUCUUCGCCACCAUGCUCAACGACAUCCGCGACAGGAUGGCCGACAGUGUGGGUCGGUAUACCGGGACCGGGGGCUGGGAGGAGGGCAUGCAGGGCGGCGGGGAGAGGGUGGUGUGCACCGACCCGGCCACAUCGGGCAGCCCCAGGCUGCUCGACGUGCCGGCAGACACCCUCAACAUCAACCAAGUGAGCGAGAAAGAAAGGAGGCAUGGACAGCACACCACACGGUUCCCUCAUCUGUCGCUCUUUCACAGAUUUUCGAGAAUGCCUAUCGUGUGGCUCAGCGUGAGAUCGCCGCCCUCCGCAAGGCCAGGGGCCGCAGCGUGUCACCAGUGCGUGGGCCGCGUGAUGGUGACGGCGAUGCUGGCCACGGCGGGAGCGACGCAGCCGCAGCAGCCGCAGCAGCUGAGCCGCCCUUGCCCGAGUGGGGGCCGACGGGCGACACCACAUACCUCCAGAUGCUGUAAGAAGCGCCACGCCACACCGAGCAACAUCGCAGCACACAUGUGUGGGUGUGUCAUGGAUACCGCAGGGACGAGGAGGUGCGACGCAGCAACCAGGUGGCCUCUCUAUCGUAUGCGAGCGACUCCGUCGAUAUCGAGGAGGGCGACUCGGCAAAUGCGGACGAGCCGGUGGCUGAUGGCGAGGGCGACACUCCAGCAGCAGCAGUGGCUGCACCUGGUGCAGCUGGUGAGACAUCCGCGGCAUCAGACCCCUUGCCCGACACCGAUCGCAUCACGAGCCUGCGGCCCAAUCGGCCGGAAGAGGACCCCUCGCUGCCCAGCCUCGAGCUGGUAAUGCACACUCAUCCAUCCAUCCAUCCAUCCAUUUAUCCGUCCCUUCUUGUGCUGUGUUGUGUUGUGGUUGUGUUGUUGUGUGUCAGUUCCUGGACCGUUGGUAUCAGCUGACGGUGAGCCGACCCGUGGCCCCAUCGGACGAGACGGAGGACUGGCCGCACGCCGACGGCCCCUCCUACCUGGAGCUGCUGGCGCAGGACCUCGAGUCAGCCACGGCCGCCAUCCCGCCGGUCCCACCAAUACACCCGGUGUUUUAUGGCGCGAGGGCGGCCUACAUCAACCCUAGCGCCAGCCAAAGGUGGGUGGGUGACCACAGAGAGAUGGAGAGACGGAGGGAGGGAGGGAGGGAGGGAGGGAGGGACAAUGGGUCGAUCACGUGUCCACACACCUUGCACCUCUCUCUCUGUGUCUUCGUGUGUGUGUGUGGUCAGCCUGCCGUCAUCUCCCUCGUCUGCCCCAAAGGGCCCCCCACAGGCGAUCCCUUUCCCAGUGCUCGCAGCCGCAGAGGCCCCGCUGCCGGCCGGCUGGGCAGUGGCGAUGCCCGCCGCCAUCCACCCGGACACCGGACACCCCUCCCGGCCCCUCGCACGGACGCUCAUCCAGCUGCAGCACCAGCAGCGGCUCUCGACCAUCCCUCCGCACCCCGUGUUGGCGCAGUCGCCGGAUGAGUCGGUCGCACAUGACGGCAGGAGGGUGCAGCGGGUGGAAAUGGGGACAGCCAUGCAGUGGCCGCCCGUCUGCAACGGUGAGUGAGCGAGGCAGCGGACAAGACACACACAGAGAGGAAAGGACUGCAAGCCCGAUGGGGUCUGUCUGCCUCUCUCUCUCUCUCUCUCUGUCUGUCUUUCCGUCUCAAGGCGUCCGCCCUCAUAUGGGGACUCCGUUCGACACGCCCUACCCCGAGCACUACGCCGGUCUCCGAGUGCGGCACCACACGACCGCCUCAUCGACAGGCAACAAACCCUCCCGCCCUCCCACAGACGAGUGUGAGGCCCUCAUCGCCAAUAACAACAAUGUUAGCGAUCCGGAGCAGCCCGCCCCGCCCCCCACUGACCCGGAGGUGCCUGUGCUGUCGGUGGGCAGUGGCAUCACACCAGACAGAGAGGGUGGUGGUGGUGGUGGUGAGAAGGAGAGCCAGAGGGAGAGGGGGAGGGUGGAGAAGGCGACGUCGCCCAUGUCGAUUGUCGGGCCUGUGGACACGGCUGUGGGUGUAGGAGUUGCGGAGCCGUUCGUGCGGUCCCAGUCGAUGCACGGCGGGGGAGACGGUGGGGGAGGGGGAGGGCACCCCAACUCCUCCACACUGCCCCGACAGACACCGGCAAUCCUCCCCCCUCUCAAUUGGGACUCCCCCGCUAUCCACGCAACAUCAGCAGCAGCACCAGCAGCAUCAGCCCCGCAGCACCCAUUGCGACAGCACGGCCAUCCCCUGCCCGUGUAUGACCCCAUGGGCGACAGGGGGCCGCCCUCUGCGAGGAGGAGGAUAUCGAAUCAGCCGCAUCGGCGCGAUGCUGCUGAUGCGGCCAAUCAGGCGUCUGUGUCAAUGUCGCCGACUGAGGGCGAUCGCGUGUCUGACCGCGGUGGGAGGGAGAGGGAGAGGGAGAGAGGGGGGCGGCGGGGUGCUGGGGGCGUCGUUGGUGGUCUGUUCCAGCUCUAUUUGUCGCGCACACCUGCUGACCUCACCGACGAAGAGGUCAGUCGAUUCGUCCGUCAACACAUGAGUGUAUGUCUCUCCCUCUGUGUCGGUUGGUCAGUUGGUGCAUCACGUGAGUCGUGUGUUGGAGCCGGUCGGCGGCCACGCCAAGCUCAUCAACCGCCCGAUGCUCGCCUCCCACAACCAGAUGAGCUCCAACCGCACCAACAGGACCACGCCCACCGACCGGCCCCUCUUCGCAUUCCUCACCGUCGACUGCGCCGCCAGUGCUGCCCAUCUCGUCAGGACCGGUCUCACCUGGCCAGACGGCACGCAAUCACGGGUCGAGUAUCGCAAGGAGCGCCCCAGCCGCUCGCACAAUCCCUCCCAGAGCCCCUCAUCGUCCGCCCAUCCCCACCCGGCAGCCCUGCCCUUGUUGAACAUGACGACAGGCAGCCAGACGAGCCUGAGCCAGCACUCUCUGUCGGUACACACACCGAGUGGCGGAGACGACACCACGUCGCACCUGAUCGCGGCCUACCCGCCCCCGCCGCCCCAUUUUCCCGGCAUGGGCAUGGCCAUGGGCGUGGGCGUCCACGGCAGGCGCAUGUCGGAUGUCAGCGUGGGCAUUGCCCCAACAGCGGCGUCCCAUCCCCAUCCCCAUCCCCACCACGCCAGCCUGGAUUUCCCCAACAGGCCGGCCGCGGCGAUGAUGGACCAUCAGCUGUACAUUCCCUCAACGAGCUCGUCAUUAUCCAACCUUCCCAUGGUUGGCGGUGUUGCAGGGCUGGGUGGCGGGACCAUGUCGCCAUCGAGCACGCCGACGCACGAGAUCGACGCGGCCACCAUGGGCAUGGGCAUGGGAAUGGGAAUGGGCAUGGGAAUGCCUGGCGGUCGGCCGUCGUUCCACCCGCCCCCGCCGCCACCACUGCAGCAAGUGCACGCGCACAGCUCGCCAUCGACUUCCCAGAGCGGUGGUGGUGGUGGUGUGGGUAAGAGGGGCCGGCGGCCUAGGGAGGACCCUCAUGCAGCAGCGGUCAUGCACACGGGCAUCAACCACCACCAGCAGGUCAGUAACUGCACACGCGGAUGGAUGGCCAAGUGAGAGGUUGUUCCUGUCUUCUGUGUCACACAUGCAGAUGGUGAUGGUCCCGAGCUACCCGUCUGCCCCUCUGCCCGACCUCACCGCGAUGCCCUUUGGCAUCCCUGCCCCCCAUAUGGUGCACGCGCCGAGCAUGCACCAUUCGGUCGACCAUGCCGCAGCAGCAGCGGCUGCAGCAGCAGCUGCUGCAGCAGCCAUGGACCCGCACGCACACCCGCACCACCCUUACAUGCCCACACAGCACCACCACCAGAAGAUAUCGCCCCAUGCGUCUGUCGCCCAUUCCCACCACGGGAGCGGCACCAUAGAUGCGGCGAGAGCGAUGGGCAGGGGCCUCGGGGUGGCACGGCAUGUGUCGGGUGGGUAUCCGGGCCAUGGCGGUGGUGGUCAUGGUGGGCAGCCGGGGAUGCCGCAGACACACAGCUUCUAUCGGUGAUUGAUCGAUCGACUGAUUAGCGGUGCAAGCGGUCUUUUUCUGUCGUCUUGUGUGUGGGGC
Messenger RNA from Vitrella brassicaformis, 5228 nucleotides. The record is from the annotation of a GenBank genome assembly. NCBI's taxonomy places the organism in Eukaryota, Vitrellaceae.